This is a messenger RNA of Amborella trichopoda, 900 nucleotides long. The record is from RefSeq and is a predicted model, not a curated record. Lineage: Eukaryota; Viridiplantae; Streptophyta; Magnoliopsida; Amborellales; Amborellaceae.
UUUCUUCUAGUGAAAAUUUUGAGGAAUGUGAUGAUGGUUGCCCCGAAUGAAGGCCAGUUUAUGCAAUUGCUCUUGAAGCUGAUUAGUGCAAAGAAAACGAUUGAGAUUGGUGUUUUUACUGGAUACUCUUUACUUGUCAAAGCUCUCUCCUUGCCUGAAGAUGGAAAAGUAACAGCUAUAGAUGUCGAUAACAAGGCAUAUGAAGAGGUUGGAUUGCCCAUCAUCCAAAAAGCUGGGGUAGAACACAAGAUCAAUUUCAUCCACUCUCCUGGUAUUCCCUACUUGGAUGAAUUGCUUCAAGAUCCAAAGGUGGAAGGUUCCUUUGACUUUGCAUUUGUGGACGCUGAUAAGGAGAACUACUUGAAUUACCAUGAGAGACUACUGAGGCUUGUGAAGGUUGGAGGACUCAUUAUGUAUGAUAACACUCUGUGGGGUGGUAGCCUUGCCAUGGAUGAGUCCUCCCUCUCAGAACACAUGAAGAAGACGAGACCCAAUUUGCUCAAGCUCCAUGAAACACUAGCCAUCGAUUCGCGUGUCGAGAUCUCGCAGAUCUUCAUAGCUGAUGGUGUCACACUUUGCCGAAGGCUAUAUUGACCUUUUUGACAUGAUUGAUUUCCAUUGGUUUCUCAGUAAUUUAGGGUUUUAUGCAUAACAUAGUACCUUAAUAUGUAGGGGUUGCAAUGUUAACUCGCCUGAUCGGCUCCCCCCUAAACAACCAAAUAUGGCGUGGGGACGAGGCUAGGCCUGAGCUUGACCCAUGGCUGGUAUGGCACCGGCUCGGGCCAUGUUUGGCUCGAUCCAGACUUGACCCUUUGGUAGUCAUGUACUAAGCUGCAAAUGCGAUAAACAUAAACAAAUACCAUUGAUAUUAUGAAUAAAUUUAGGUGCAGGGUUGGUAUU